Zea mays is the source of this 1042-nucleotide messenger RNA. RefSeq lists its product as uncharacterized. The coding region runs from base 227 to 853 and encodes 208 amino acids. The transcript has a single exon. Lineage: Eukaryota; Viridiplantae; Streptophyta; Magnoliopsida; Poales; Poaceae. The record is from RefSeq and is marked validated.
ACCGCGAAAUUUUACGGGUCGCACGUCCCGCGCCGCGCGGCGUGUCGGUCAAGGUGCCCCCACGCGCCGCGGUUGGCGCCGCCGCCGCUGCCGCCCACCGCCGCCCGCGUGCGCCCACCGCCACCUGUUGCCGCCUAAGGGGAACGCCUCCGUUAUAACCCAACGCUUCACCAUCCAUGCCGUCCUCCACCACCGCUUCACCAUCCCCUCCAGGCCCACCACCACCAUGGCCUCUCCUUCCCCUUCUUCCCCCGCCCGCGCCUCCGGCCGCCGCGUGCCGCCGCCGUGCUGGACGACCGACGAGACCCUCGCGCUCGCGCGGGCCUACACCGCGCGCCGCCUCGCCGUCGGCCGGGAGCACCUGACCUCCACCGACUGGGCCGCCGUAGCCGCGGCCGCCCCGUCCAAGACCGCCAGGCAGUGCCGCCACAAGAUCGAGAAGCUCCGCCGACGCCUCCGGUCCAACCGCCGACGCCCAUGCCCGCUCCUCGACGCCAUGGAUCUCCUCGACGGCCCUUCCCCGCCCUUCUUUUCCAAGUCCCAGUCCCGAUCCACGUCCCUGUCCUCGUCGCCGCCGCCACCGGCGGCGGUUUCCACGCCGUCUCCCCCUUCCCCUCCCGCAUCUCCGCCCAGGAAGAGGCGGCGGGACGAUGCCUGGGACGAGGACGGUGUGAGCGACGUGGUGGGUGCUCUGAGGGCCAUCGGGGAGGGUUUCCUGCGGGCGGAGGAGAGGAGGAUGGAGGCCGCACGGGAGACGCAGAGGAUGCGGAUGGAGAUGGCGCUCCGGCACCUCGAUGCACAGAGGAGGCUCAUGGACGCGCUUGUCGGCCGCAUCAUCGACGCCUUGGACUGAAGUGGUGGCACAAAGAUGUUUCCUCUCAAGGUUUCUUGCCUGUCCUCGUUGCAUGCUGCCUUGCGAGGAGUUUAGGAGUUUCUUAGUGCUGUUUAUAUGUAGUAGUUGUGAUGGAUCUGUGAUGUAGUUGAACCGGACAAGCUUUAGUGUUUUUUCAGUCUUGCAUUUGCUCAAAAGGAGAGUUUCUUA